AUGAACGCGUCACCAGGCAAUAUAAUAAUCAAUUCAUGUCAAUAUACACCCGUUUAUGUGAUACAGAAUCCAAGCGUUAGUCCGACUAGAUCAUACGUCUUGGCACAAAGCGAUGAAUACUCACAAAAGCCAGUAGGUGACAGCUUAAAAAGCUUUUACGAAAAUAGCGGCAAAUUAGCAAAUAACCUCCAGGAAAGCAAAAAGUGUGAGCCGAAGAUACUUAAAAAAGUUGAUAGUAGCAUAGUGGGGAACAAUUUGAAAUUAGCAAGUUUUCUUUUACCUAAAAAUGAUACAAGUAAGCAGUAUGUUGCACCAGUGAAUAACAUAGGAAUAAAACCUAUUGUAUCUUCGUGUAACACACACACAAUCACCAAUGUAGUUAAUACUGUACCGAAAUUAGAUAUUAAUAGGAAGAUUGUGAAGUUAAAGAGCAUCCCAAACAGUACAAAGACCUCAUUCCAAGGAAGAAAGUUACCAAAGACAAAACCAAAAGAGAACUCUCAAAAUCCUUCCAAACACACAUCAGUGCAAUUGUUAAAACUGGGUGAGACAUACCACAGUCUUAAUCAGUUAAGUGAUGACCAGAUGAAAAUAGUGAAUCACGCUCUAAAAAUAUUUAGUGACCCUAAGAAAACACCCAAGGAGCCAGCUUAUGACCCGAUCACUAACACACGCUUUAUAUAUAAAGUCCUAUCACCAAAAGACUUGACUAUAGUUGGUAAGAAUAAAUUAAUAUUUAAACAGAAGAGAGCAGAAGUUAAGAAAGAUAAUAUUAAGAAAGAAGAAGAAGUUAUAUUUAAGAAGAAACCAGACAAAAAAGAAGUUAAACCUAUAAUAGAAAAAGAAAUUCAUGAAGAACCAGCAGCAGUGCUUGAGACAAAAGUGACCCGAAGCGGAAGAAAAGUGAAACUACCUAAACAUCACACAACAGAAGAGGAAACGCCACACAAACCGAGAAAGAAGAAUGGGACUAUUGUUUCCUGCUUUCAGUGUUCCUUGGAAUUCAGCAGCCUAUAUCGUUUGCAAAGGCAUUAUGAGAAUCAUCCGACUCACAUACCGGCGAAAAUCCACUCGAAUCUGUUCCACUGUCUCCUAGCUAUUAUUAAGAGCGGUUCAGAAGAGGAUCGGGCGAACAUUUUCAUUCAGCAGUUGGAACAGUUGAUUGCGAAGUUCAAGUCUUUAUUGCCAUGUCUUUUUAAGAAAGCAGAUGGGCGGCACGAGGGUAAUGAGGGCACGAAAUUAUGCACGAUAAAUGACGAUAUUGGCAGGUUGUUUGGUAUGAAUCCCGGGAAGUACAACGUAAAUAUGGAUGCAUUAACUUGUGUUAAGGACACUGAAGGACACUGUAGACAUAAUCCAAAAACUAAUCAAUUAAAUUCGGACUUAGACAAACCUUCACAAAGUUUGCUGUCAAGUAAUAUAGAAGACAUAACUAAUUCAAGAAGCGAAGUAGAAGAUUGUGCAAGAAUAAAUUCUGUCGCGAAAUGGCCCACUGUCACCAAACGAAACUGGAAGCAAAAACUGCAAAACUCGAACGCAAAAAAAGUGAAAAUGGAUUCUGAAUGUGACUCGUCUAUCGAAUUAGUCAUGGAUGACUUCAUUACGUUUAACGAAACCAAUGAAACAGACCUAUUACCUCAAUGUGUUCCAUUAGUAACCACUGAAGUAAAUCAGGAACCUACAGUAGAUAAAAGUUUGGAUAUUCUUAAAGAUGAAACAAAAAAGCCAUCGCAUAUUCAGUUCCACAGUACACACUUCGAUAUACGAUCGUCGCCUAUCAAACAAUCGUCAACAGUUUUCUGUAAAUUCCAAAUCAAUCCAGAAAAAAUUCCAAAAUAUGAAGUUCAAAUAAUAAAGCCUCUUGAUAUAGAAAAUGAAUUUAUACACGAAAAUAACGCACAAUCGAAUACAGAAUCUAUAAAUAGUAAUGUAAUAUUCAAUGAAAAUAUUGACUUACCAGCAAAAGGAACAGAAAAUAAUUUAGACUUUGUGAACAAAGAUUGGACAAUUUCUAUGACAAACGAACAAACCGUAAACAAUAUUGAAUCAAAUACAUUAAUAGAACCAGCUUUAUUGCACUUUAAAUAUGAAAGCUUAAAUAAAAAUACAGUUAACGAUAUAAACAAUCAAAAUGAUAAUUUGGUUUUAAACAAUCUUACAAAUCAAAACCAAUCAGUAUUAAAUUUUUUGGACUCGUUAGGCAAUGAUUGUCUAUCAUACCCAGAGACUGAAAUUAGAAAUAAUGCAGUUGAUUUUCAACUAGACUUAUUCUCAUUUAAUAAUACAUAG
Messenger RNA from Parnassius mnemosyne (clouded apollo), 2289 nucleotides. The record is from the annotation of a GenBank genome assembly. NCBI's taxonomy places the organism in Eukaryota, Metazoa, Arthropoda, Insecta, Lepidoptera, Papilionidae.